Molecule: messenger RNA, 357 nt
Organism: Gongylonema pulchrum
Lineage: Eukaryota; Metazoa; Nematoda; Chromadorea; Rhabditida; Gongylonematidae
Source: the annotation of a GenBank genome assembly
GGCGAGAAUUGUUCGCAAAUGCUGCAGCACUAUCGCGAUGAUCAGCGUCUUUGGGGCCUUGUGCGUCGCGUAAAAUUGUUACGCUCCAAACAGCUAAGUCCGUUUCAAAGCACCGUGGUUGGCAUCAGAACGCAACGCCCGUAUGCUGUGAAAUUGCGAGUGUGGAAAAUCAAUUACAUGCGCUUGGCAGUUUUUCUCGGCGGGCUGGCGUUAUUCGUAAUGUCUCAAACGUUGGUUCGAAAUGCUUUCUUUUACUACACAAGUGGUUGCAUGAUUGGCGUUCUUGCUUCCCUUCUGAUCGUUGGAUUCAUUGUUUAUCGCUUUACACCAAAGGUUCAAGCUUUUAUAAUUUUAUGA